AUGCACCAGUGUAAAUCGUCAGUUCCGAGUCCAGACCCCACGCGAAGGCCGUUCAAGCUACAAAAGAAGGUGCGCGUGGUCAAGGUCGCGCAUGCGGUGAGCCAGAAGCCGCUCCAGCAGCUGCGGAAAGGCCGCGCUGGUGGCCACAGAGUUGACAAAAGAGUGGGCGCGGACAUGACCACGCUGGAGAUGAAUAAGGAGCGGCUCAACGUGCAACAAAGAAGUGGAGAUUGCGUGAAGAGUAGAGCUGGUGGCCAAGGCGACGCUGAAGCACCUGAACGUGGUGCUGUGGUCAUGGCCACACUGGUGAUCUAG
Phytophthora nicotianae INRA-310 is the source of this 315-nucleotide messenger RNA. RefSeq lists its product as hypothetical. NCBI's taxonomy places the organism in Eukaryota, Oomycota, Peronosporomycetes, Peronosporales, Peronosporaceae. The transcript has 2 exons. Bases 1 to 315 code for a protein of 104 amino acids. The record is from RefSeq and is a predicted model, not a curated record.